Molecule: messenger RNA, 2531 nt
Organism: Amborella trichopoda
Lineage: Eukaryota; Viridiplantae; Streptophyta; Magnoliopsida; Amborellales; Amborellaceae
Product: formin-like protein (DUF1005)
Source: RefSeq, a predicted model, not a curated record
GGCCCUGGUUAGGGCCCUCUCAGAGCAAAAAAGAUUUUAGAGGGAAAAAUAAUGGAGCCAGAAAUUUACAGAUAGGUGGUGGGGAAGAGAGGUUUUUUAGAGAGAGAGUACGUGCGUCACAGCUCACAAAGCUCCCCUUUCUCACGCAUCCCUAGGGAUUCCGCUUCCCAUUUCUUCUGCUGUUCCAGCCUGUAGCUUCCACGGCCCCUUAGGGUUAGGGUUUUUAUAUCUGGGUGCAGAGCGGGCUUGGACUUCUUGCAGAGGCUCCCUUUGACCGUUUAACGGCGACGCCUGGUAGUUUACGGUGGCAAUUGUGGUGUUCUGUGGAGGAAAUUGUAGUGUUGCUGGGUGAGAAUUGUAGGUUUUUCUGGUUAGGAUAAUUGAGGGCAGAGUUUCAGUGUUUUCCGUCUUGUUUUGCUCAUUUUCCUGCCGGAAUCGCUGGGUUUUCCUGCUAGUUGAAGUGAUUUCCGCAUAGCUUCACAGGUUUUCCAGGUGAAAUAUAGCGGGUGUUUUCCUGUGAAAAUUGAAGUGUUUUCGGUGAGAUUGGAGGUGUAUCAGGGAAAAGUGCCGCAUUUUCCCUCAAAGUCGCAACUUUCCCGGGAACAUUAACCUUUUUCCGGCGAGGUUUCCGGUGUACGUUUUCUGGAAACAGCCUAUUCUUUCCGCCGUAGUUGCAGCUUUUCAAGCGAAAUCAUAGCUUUUGCGGUAACAAGCUUAGCUUUUCCGAGGAGUUGCAACUUUUCCGGUGGUCUACUCAACUUCUUUCUCUGAGUCACUGGUUUUCCGGUGGCGACAAAGUUGGAUAUCCAUGGAUCCUUGCCCCUUUGUUAGAAUCCUAGUGGGGAAUCUUGCCCUAAAGAUCCCUGUAGCGUCGAAACCAUCACGCUCCGGCGUUCACCCUACGACUUCACCAUGUUUUUGCGAGAUCAAGAUGAGAAACUUCCCAAUGCAAACAGCCAUGGUCCCUCUUGUCUCUUCAGAUUCUCCAUUCUCGGAGAGCCAAGCCAUGGCCGCAAGCUUCCACUUAGACAAAGCAGACCUCCAAAAACUUGCAGGAAAAUCCAUUCUUGGUGGCCCUAAAGCCUGCCUUAGUGUAUCGAUUUACACCGGAAGAAGAGGAAGCACCUGUGGUGUUAGCUCUGGUAGGCUUUUGGGGAAAGUUAGGGUUUCAUUGAACCUUGAAGGUGCAGAGAGUAAGGGUUGUGUAUUUCAAAAUGGGUGGAUGGGUGUUGGUAAAGGGAAGGGUUCAGCUCAGUUACAUUUGAGCGUGAGAGCUGAACCUGAUCCGAGGUUCGUGUUCCAGUUUGAUGGAGAACCAGAGUGCAGUCCUCAGGUGUUUCAACUACAGGGCAACAUAAGGCAACCAGUUUUCACCUGCAAGUUUGGUUGCAGGCCUGUUGGUGAAAGGAAUAUGAGAUCGAGGAACGUGCAAUCCGAGACGUGCACAUCCCGCAGCUGGCUUGGCUCUCGGGGUGGGAGCGAUUGUGAACGCCCUGUCCGCGAGCGGAAGGGCUGGGCCAUCACGAUCCAUGAUCUCUCUGGCUCCCCGGUGGCUGCUGCCUCCAUGGUUACACCGUUUGUCCCUUCCCCUGGUUCUGACCGUGUUAGUCGCACCAACCCUGGGGCAUGGCUCAUCCUUCGCCCUGGAGAUGGCACCUGGAAGCCGUGGGCUCGCCUUGAGGCCUGGCGGGAGCGUGGGGCCCAUGAUGCCCUUGGCUACCGCUUCCACCUUCUCUCGGAGUCUUCCUCCACUGCCUCCAUGAACUCGUCAAUUCUCCUUGCCGAGUCCUCAUUAAGCGCAUCAAAGGGUGGGAAAUUCACAAUUGACAUUGGCAUUGCCUCUACUGGGAUGGCACAAUCGAAUGGGAGGGUGACGCCCGGGACGGUUUCACCGGUGUGUAGCAGUCCCAGGAGCAGUGCGGACUUUGGCCACGCAUUGUGGCCAGUAGUGCAGCACGGGUUGAGGGGAUUUGUCAUGUCAUCGAGUGUUGAGGGGGAGGGGCGGUGCAGUAAGCCUUUUGUGCAUAUAGGCGUGCAACACGUGGCAUGCAUGGAGGACGCAGCUGCAUAUGUCGCACUUGCAGCGGCGAUUGACUUGAGCAUGGACGCCUGCAGGUUGUUUUCACAGAAGCUCAGGAAAGAGCUUUGUCAACAGAUAGACGCAUCACCAUGAUAAAUGAGGAUCUGAGAGGGGUUUCCUCUUCUCUCUACCUUUUUUGUUUUUUUGUUGGAUUUGGUUUGGAUUGCUGUGUUUUUGCGCCUGUAUGUUUUGGGGCUUCUGAGGGGAAAGGCGUUCGAUCGAAUGAGCGGAGGGAGGUGGUGGUGUUAAGUUAAUGGCGGCAGCUUUGGGGCUGGAGACUUGAAAGUGUACAGUGGAAAGGGCAUUAUACUCUUUUUUCUUUUGUAUCAUUCAAUUUCUGCCAUUCUUUCCUUCUUUUUGCAGGUUUUAGUUUCUCUGGUUAUUCCGCACUUCUGAUGCCUUUGCCUCAGUGCUAAUUUCAGGGAGUGGUGUGAGAUUAUUUAGCUUGUUU